AUUUUUUCGAAAACGGUACCGUUUCAAUUUGUUCUGACCAUCUGCACUACGUGGUCCAUGUCAGUCCAUUGGAUCAACUCUUCUCCAUGUGUUUUCAUCUGGUACAAACUGCAGGACACUGCUGGAGGAAACCAUGGCUGGAGAGGAUCCUAAUCCCCAAUCAAGGAUCAAUGAAACCCAGUUGAAUUUGAGCAUUACAAAUCCUCAAUUUUCAAACUCACUACUCACCUAUUAUUCCAAACUCAGUUCAGAAUUCAGAGCUCCAUUAUUUUCUCAUCAACAGAGCAAAAUGGUGGAGAUUGCGGUGCUCCAUCUACUAGCCAACCUUGCACCCUUCCUCCAACAAGAGGCCAAUUUGCUGAUCGGAGUUCAAGAAGAGAUCGAAUACAUCAGAGAUGAAUUCGAGCGCAUGACAGCUUUCCUCAGAGUUGCCGAUGCUAUGGAAGACAACAACCCCCAACUCAAAGUAUGGGUCAGGCAAGUCCGAGAAGCUGCGUACGACAUUGGAGAUGUUCUCGAGUUGUACAUGCUUCGCCUCGGACAUCGUCAUGGCGCUGGAUUUCGCGGUUCUCUUCGUAAGGUUUCUUGCUUUAUCAAGACUUUAAAAGCUCGUCAUCAAAUUGGUUCUGAAGUUCAAAGAAUGAAGUCCAGAGUCGAAGAAAUUUCCAAGGGACAUCAGAGGUACCAUGAUAUGUAUGGUAUGUUAGAGCAAGGCUCAAGCUCAAGGUCCACUGGUCUUAACACAGCAUGCCAUGAUUAUCGUGGCGAUGCCCUUUUACUCCAUGAAUCUGAGCUUGUGGGCAUCCACAAGCCCAAAUCGCAACUAAUUACGUGGUUGGUGCAUGAAGACCCCAGACUGAAGGUGUUUUCCGUAUCAGGAAUGGGCGGAUUGGGCAAAACAACACUCGUUAAAAAGGUAUUUGAUGAUGCAGUUGUGAAGAAUCGUUUCCAGAGCCAUGUUUGGAUCACUGUUUCUGAAUCCUUCAAGAUUGAGGUGCUCCUAAAAGGCAUCGUCGAACAAUUAUUUGAAGAAAGCAAGCAACCAGUCCCACAAAGGAUGGACAACAUGGAUACCAACAGCUUGAAAGGGAUAAUUAAUGCUUUCCUGCAAGAAAAGAGGAAAACAUUUAUGGAGAAUUCUUGCCCUUCACAUUUGGAAAGACUUUCAAAAGACAUCUUGAAUAGAUGCGAGGGAUUGCCGCUUGCAAUUGUGGCAAUUAGUGGUCUUUUAUCAACAAAGGAUAAGAGCAGUGUGGAUGAGUGGGAUAAGAUCUACCGCAGCCUCGGUGCAGAACUAGAAGGAAAUGACAAACUCCAAAGCAUGAACAAAUUAUUGUCCCUCAGUUACAUAGAUUUACCUUAUUAUCUGAAGUUCUGCUUUCUCUAUCUAAGUGUUUUUCCAGAGGAUUGUUUCAUUGACCAUUGGAGAUUGAUUCGAUUAUGGGUGGCAGAAGGAUUUGUAGAAAUGAAAGUAGGAAUGACAAAAGAAGAAGUUGCCGAGGGCUACCUCAAUGAGCUAAUCAAUAGAAGCUUGGUUCAAGUGGCAGAGAGAAGAAGAGAUAGAAGGGUCGCAACGUAUCGCAUCCAUGACCUUUGGCGUGAAAUGAUUGUUUCGAAGUCGGGAGAGCAAAAUGUUGUGACACUAGCCGGUGAAAAAAGCAGAGAGUGGCCCAAAAAGGUGCGGCGCUUAUCAAUCCACAGUCAUUUGGAAAAUACACAACAAAGCAAGUGUUUCACUCGACUCCGUUCUUUGCUUAUGUUCAACGCAACAGGUUCACUGUCCAAGUUCUCCAUGCUUGCAUCGUCAAAUGAUGGUCUACGGUUGCUAACCGUGCUAGACUUGAAAGGUGCCUCGUUGGAGACAUUCCCAAAUGAAGUUUUGAAACUAGUUCAACUCAGGUAUUUAAGUUUGAGGGGAACCAAUGUAAAAGUAAUUCCGAAGUCGAUUGGAAAGCUCCAAAACCUGGAAACAUUGGACCUCAAAGAUACGUACGUCACUGAGUUGCCUGAUAAUAUCCUGAAGCUCCAACAACUUCGCCAUAUCUUGUUGUAUCGCUACAAACAAGAUCUUGUUCCUUCCACUUGUUUUCAACACCUUUGCGGAUUCAAAGCCCCGACGGAAAUAGGAAGGUUGUCAUACUUACAGAAACUUUGUUCUAUUGAAACAAACCAUGACAAUGGGACCAUUUUGCUAGGAGAGGUAGGGAAGUUGACUCAACUGAGGAAAUUACAGAUUGAAAGCCUGAGAAAUGAAGAUGGGAGGGUGUUAUGCUCGUCCCUUGAGAAGCUUAGUAACCUUCGCUCAUUGAUUGUUCGUGCAACAGAGGAAGACGAGAUCAUUGAUCUAGAUUCUCUUUCCUCACCACCUCAACAUCUUCGAACCCUCUACCUAGGUGGAAGUUUACGUAGGGUACCGAAUUGGAUACCUUCACUGCAUAGCUUGGUAAGCGUAGUUUUAGCAUGGAGUAAGUUAAGGGAUGUUGAUCCACUGGAAUCCCUUCAAGAUUUGCCCAAUUUGGUUGAACUUGAACUUGUUCGGACUCAUGAAGGGGAAGAAUUGUGUUUCAAGACUGGUGGAUUUCAAAGACUUCUGAGACUUAGACUCGGCGUAUUAAAAGGAUUGAGACGGGUGAAAGUGGAGGCUGGCUCAAUGCCUCGUCUUGAAGAGUUAUUUAUCCGGCACUGCGAAUUGGUAGAGGAGUUACCUUCUGGCAUUGAACAUCUAGCCAGCCUUAAAUCACUUGAUUUGUAUGAUAUGUCUGAUGGAUUGAUAUCGAGUAUGAACAGAGAUUUGGAGCGUGGGAAAAAUUUGAAAAUUGCACACAUCCCAAAAGUUUGGAUUGGGGACACAAAACAUGGCUAUUGGAAAGGAAAUUAUCUAUAGUGAGGGAGGAGAGAGCUCUAAUCACCACAUUUAGAAUGUUUAUUAUGUAUUUAUUUAUUUUCAUGUGUUCUUGGUACUUGAUUUGUUGUAUUUGUAUUCGGAUCAAAUUUUUCUCUAUUUUUUUUUUCUUUUCUCUAUUA
Messenger RNA from Camellia sinensis, 3024 nucleotides. NCBI's taxonomy places the organism in Eukaryota, Viridiplantae, Streptophyta, Magnoliopsida, Ericales, Theaceae. The record is from RefSeq and is a predicted model, not a curated record.